GCGAGGCGUUAAUCAGACAACUUAACAAUAAAUACGAAUAGUGCAAAAAAUAUAUAUACUUGAAUAUAUAUAAAUAUUUUUGAGUGCAAAGGGCAAGUUAAUUUGUUUCAAAAUUGCCAACCAAACAAUGAGCGCACGCUCGGUGUCGCCAAAGGUGCUGCUGGACAUAAGCUACAAGCCAACACUGCCCAACAUCAUGGAGCUGCAACACAAUGUCAUCAAGCUCAUUCAGGUGGAGCAGCACGCCUACAUGCAGCUAAUGGACCAACCGAACACCCACUACUUGCAUCACCAACACCAACAACAACAGUCGCAGCCGCAGCAACAGCAAUAUGCUCCAUUGCCUUCGCUGGCGCCCAAUGCGGCGGACUAUGCUGCCUAUGGCAUAACAGAGCUCGAGGAUACGGAUUACAAUAUACCUAGCAACGAGGUGCUCAGUACCAGCAGCAAUCAGAGCGCUCAAAGCAGCCUGGAGCUGAACAACAACCAAAACAACUUUGACAAACAGCAACAGACGUCAGCAACGGGCGUGGUAGCUCCAUCUCCUCUUGGCUAUUUGCUCAAUGAGCAUGGCAAGCGAUCGCGCAGCAGCAGCGACUACGACUGCCAAACGGAGGCGCUAUCCAUGCAGCCCGAGCACAAGAAGCAGCUGCAACAGCAACUGCAACAUCAACAUCAACAGCCACAACACCAGCAGCAGCAGCAGCAGCAGCAACAACUGUAUGUGGACUAUUUGCCCACCACUGUGGACGAGGUGGCCGCAGCUCAGACGCAGACGCAGACCCAGAUACAGGCGCAGGCGCCCAGCCAACAGAACGCCUGUGUCUCGCCCCACUCUCAUUCCCACUCGCAUUUCGAUUUUGCCGCCGAGGAGGAGCUGCAGGAUCACAAGCCGCACAUCUUCAAAUAUGGCGGAUAUCCGCAAACAAUCAAUCAGCAGCAGCAGCAGCAACAGCAGCAGCAACAGCAGCAACAACAGCAUCAGCAACAGCAGCAACAACAACUUCAUUUCCAGAGCAACUACAGAGCAGGUCAAAAUUAUGACGCCUAUGAGCCUGCCAACAGUCUGAAUGGCAGCGCCUACUCCAGCUCAGAUCGCGACGAUAUGGAAUAUGCCCGCCAAACAGUGCUCAGCUCAGUGGGUGGCUACGCUAAGGAGGAUGAGCUGGGGGACAUGUCGCCCACAUGCCUGGGCGACGAGAGCAGCCUGCUGGAUGCUGGCGAUGUGACGGGCAAGGCGUUUCGCAAGCCGCGCCGCCGCCUUAAACGCAAGCCCAGCAAGACGGAGGAGACGGAUGAGUUCAGCAACCAGCGAGUCAUGGCCAAUGUGCGGGAGCGCCAGCGCACGCAGAGUCUCAACGACGCCUUCAAGGCCCUGCAGCAGAUCAUACCCACAUUGCCGAGCGACAAGCUGAGCAAAAUACAGACGCUCAAGCUGGCCACAAGAUAUAUUGACUUCCUAUGCCGCAUGCUCAGCUCGAGCGACAUCUCGCUGCUGAAGGCGCUGGAGGCGCAGUCGUCGCCGGUAUCGCCUGGCUAUGGCAAUGCCAGCACACUGCUAAGUUCCGCCAAUGGAGCCGAGGCUGAUCUCAAGUGUUUGCGCAAGGCGAACGGAGCGCCGAUUAUUCCGCCCGAGAAACUAAGCUAUUUAUUUGGUGUCUGGCGCAUGGAGGGCGAUGCGCAGCAUCAAAAGGUCUAGCCAGACCAGACGCAGGUGAUGGAGCAGGCAGUAGAGGAGGAUGCGCAGGAGUGGGUAGUGUCGAUUGCCAUUGGGGCUUCCAGUUACUGAACAAUAAUGCACACAGCGUGAAUAAUUCCAAUGCGAGUGCCAGCGAGCACUUGCAGCUCUUUCCAUAUCUUAUAGAUGACUAAGCUAAAUCUAAUUUAAAUAAACAAGUGAACAGAAGAGAAAUUUACGAAAUAUAGGAGCCAACUAUUGCUAAGGUUUAAUUGUAUGUCUAGCGCUAACUAAUUUAAAUUGUAUAAAUUAAAAGAAAACAUCAUUAAAAAGAAA
Messenger RNA from Drosophila hydei, 2014 nucleotides. RefSeq names its product protein twist. Gene Ontology annotation, biological process: regulation of transcription by RNA polymerase II; developmental process. The coding region runs from base 128 to 1699 and encodes 523 amino acids. The transcript is spliced from 3 exons. The record is from RefSeq and is a predicted model, not a curated record. Gene Ontology annotation, molecular function: DNA-binding transcription factor activity, RNA polymerase II-specific; protein dimerization activity; RNA polymerase II transcription regulatory region sequence-specific DNA binding. Lineage: Eukaryota; Metazoa; Arthropoda; Insecta; Diptera; Drosophilidae.